CAAAAAUAUAUUGAGGCGAGAACGCCAUUUACAAGCCGCGUUUGUACAGCGAGUGCGCGUGUAGUAGAGCCGGAGAGAGAGCGUGCGUGUGUGUGUGAGUGAGAGCAAAAGAGCGCCGCCGCCAAAGCUGCCCAACACAUACACGAAUGUCAGACACUUCGCGGUCGGUCGGCAGAAACGGCAAUAAUUUUAUACGGGCGAAAAGUUAAAAAAUAAUUUACCCACUUUUCGGUGGCAAAAUCCCGAUAUACUUCUAAAAUCAGAAGAGUGCUGGCAGAGAAAAAGAGCAAAUGCGGGCGAUAAAACGUGCUAAUCCGGGGGCAUAAAACUGGAUAUGCAAAAUGCGAAGUAGCCCAAUCAUGGAGUGCCACUAAGUGCCGGUUCCGCCUGCGGAAAAAAUAAUAUUAAAGUGAAACUGCCAUCGAAAAUAUAAGAACAGAAGAAAAAGAAAAAAACAAGAGCCAUAAAACUCUGGCAAAAAGAAUACACAUAUAGUCAUCGUUUAAGAGGAGUUUCCAAGUAGAGUGGAGUGUUCAAGGAUAACCGGAAGGAAGAGGAGCAGAAGGACUUCCGCUCCGGGAAAUCGGUGUCCACCUCGGAACUAUCGCUAUUGUUCUAGCCGGCAACAUACCAGCCUAACAACAACAUGUAUCCCUCACCGGUGCGCCACCCCGCCGCCGGGGGACCACCUCCUCAGGGUCCAAUCAAGUUCACCAUCGCCGACACACUGGAACGCAUCAAGGAGGAAUUCAACUUCCUGCAGGCGCAGUACCACAGCAUCAAAUUGGAGUGCGAGAAGCUGUCGAACGAGAAGACGGAGAUGCAGCGCCAUUAUGUUAUGGUAAGUCGGCAUGAUCUGCAAAUUAUCGAAGUCCCUUUAGCUAAUGCCUUGCCUUGCUAUCCGCAGUACUACGAGAUGUCCUAUGGCCUUAACGUGGAGAUGCACAAGCAGACGGAGAUCGCCAAGCGUCUGAACACACUGAUCAACCAGCUACUUCCAUUCCUUCAGGCCGACCACCAGCAGCAAGUGCUGCAGGCAGUAGAGCGGGCGAAGCAGGUGACCAUGCAGGAGCUCAACCUGAUCAUUGGGCAUCAGCAGCAACAUGGAAUACAGCAACUUUUACAACAGAUCCACGCCCAGCAGGUGCCGGGCGGACCGCCACAGCCGAUGGGUGCACUGAAUCCAUUUGGCGCCCUGGGCGCCACCAUGGGCCUGCCACACGGACCACAAGGUCUUCUGAACAAACCGCCCGAACACCACAGGCCGGACAUCAAGCCCACGGGUCUGGAGGGGCCAGCAGCCGCCGAGGAGCGAUUGCGCAAUUCGGUUUCGCCGGCCGAUCGUGAGAAGUACCGCACACGCUCGCCGCUGGAUAUCGAGAACGACUCGAAGCGUCGAAAAGAUGAGAAACUGCAAGAGGAUGAAGGCGAGAAAAGCGAUCAAGAUUUAGUCGUAGAUGUUGCAAAUGAAAUGGAAUCCCACUCACCGCGCCCCAACGGCGAGCACGUGUCAAUGGAGGUCCGAGAUCGGGAAAGUUUGAAUGGCGAGCGCCUGGAGAAGCCCAGCAGUAGUGGCAUUAAGCAGGAACGUCCGCCCUCACGCUCCGGCUCCAGUUCGUCACGUUCCACACCCAGCCUCAAGACAAAAGAUAUGGAAAAACCGGGCACACCGGGCGCAAAGGCACGCACACCGACACCGAACGCCGCUGCCCCGGCGCCAGGCGUUAAUCCUAAACAAAUGAUGCCGCAGGGACCACCGCCAGCCGGAUAUCCGGGGGCACCGUAUCAGCGGCCAGCCGAUCCCUACCAGCGUCCUCCGUCGGAUCCAGCCUAUGGACGACCGCCACCAAUGCCGUACGAUCCGCACGCGCAUGUGCGAACCAAUGGCAUUCCACAUCCCUCAGCCCUGACGGGUGGAAAGCCGGCAUACUCUUUCCAUAUGAACGGCGAGGGUAGCCUACAGCCGGUGCCGUUCCCGCCGGACGCGCUGGUGGGCGUUGGGAUUCCCCGGCACGCCCGUCAGAUCAACACGCUGUCGCACGGAGAGGUCGUCUGCGCGGUAACCAUCUCCAAUCCCACAAAGUACGUGUACACGGGCGGCAAGGGCUGCGUCAAGGUGUGGGACAUCUCGCAGCCGGGCAACAAGAAUCCCGUCAGCCAGCUGGAUUGCCUGCAGCGCGACAACUACAUCCGCUCGGUGAAGCUGCUGCCCGACGGCCGCACGCUGAUCGUGGGUGGCGAGGCGUCCAACCUGUCCAUCUGGGACCUGGCCAGCCCGACGCCCCGCAUCAAGGCCGAGCUGACCUCGGCGGCGCCCGCCUGCUACGCCCUGGCCAUCAGUCCCGACUCGAAGGUGUGCUUCUCGUGCUGCAGCGACGGCAACAUCGCCGUGUGGGACCUGCACAACGAGAUCCUGGUGCGCCAGUUCCAGGGCCACACCGACGGCGCCUCGUGCAUCGACAUCAGUCCCGACGGCUCCAGGCUGUGGACGGGCGGCCUGGACAACACGGUGCGCUCCUGGGAUCUGCGCGAGGGUCGCCAGCUGCAACAGCACGACUUCAGCUCUCAAAUAUUCUCGCUCGGCUAUUGUCCCACAGGCGACUGGCUGGCUGUGGGAAUGGAGAACUCGCAUGUAGAGGUGCUGCACGCAUCGAAACCGGACAAGUAUCAACUGCAUCUGCACGAGAGCUGCGUUCUGUCGCUGCGCUUUGCCGCCUGCGGCAAAUGGUUCGUUUCCACCGGCAAAGACAACCUGCUAAACGCAUGGCGAACACCUUACGGUGCCAGCAUAUUCCAGUCGAAGGAAACAUCAUCCGUACUUAGCUGCGACAUAUCAACUGACGACAAAUAUAUUGUGACGGGUUCGGGCGAUAAAAAGGCUACUGUCUACGAAGUUAUUUAUUAAAUCCACAAAACCAAGCAGUUUUUUCAUUUUGUAAUAAGCUCGUAUAGUUUUUAUUACAACAACAAAAACAAUUAACUACAACAAACAAAAUGUUCGAAAUCAUGCAUAUAACAGAAAAACACCAGCAGCAUCGGCAGUAGAAGCAACAAGAAAGGCGGCAGUAGCAACGCAUCAAAAAGCGAAGCAAAAAUGAAAAUUCUAUAAUAUAUAUAUACAAAAAGGAAAAAACUAAAAUUUUAAGCGUACUUGUAGCUACUAAGCCUAAGCUAAGUCCAAUAAAUAAAAACAAACCAACAAGUUGAACACACAAAUUGCAAUUUAACAAAAGAAG
Drosophila gunungcola (fruit fly) is the source of this 3236-nucleotide messenger RNA. It is a transcript of the gene gro, whose product is annotated as protein groucho. Bases 647 to 2905 code for a protein of 752 amino acids. The record is from RefSeq and is a predicted model, not a curated record. Gene Ontology annotation, biological process: negative regulation of canonical Wnt signaling pathway; regulation of DNA-templated transcription. Gene Ontology annotation, cellular component: nucleus; transcription regulator complex. NCBI's taxonomy places the organism in Eukaryota, Metazoa, Arthropoda, Insecta, Diptera, Drosophilidae. Gene Ontology annotation, molecular function: transcription corepressor activity; protein binding. The transcript has 13 exons.